AUGUCAGCGAAGGGAUACUACGUUUAUUAUGAUGAUGAAAACACGCCAUAUUUCUUAGAUCCAACGACUGGCGAAUCAACAUACGAAUAUCCAAUCGGUGGUUUAAUUUUUGAUCCAGAAUCUCGCGAGCAAUGGACACCACCAGAAGGAUACGUCAUACCUGAAGCACCAGAGCCACAACCGGAGCCCGAGGCCCCUGCAGCAUCCGAAACUCCUGAAGAACCAGUAGAAAAUCCUGAGCCGGAGCAGCCUGAUGAAGAAAAUAAUGAAAUAGCUGAGGAAGAGCAAGCAGAAGAGCCUCAGGAACAAGAGCGUUCACCUUACGAAAAUCCAGGAGGUGAUGUGAAUGUCUCCGAAAAUCUUACUCUUGAUGUUCCAACACAAGUUUCUAAUUUCAGGCCGACAGUUAGUCGCCGCGCUCAGACAGUUCUUGUUGGAGCUGAUAAAAAUAAAGCUCAGCGUGUUGUCCCACAGGACGAGGACGUAAGCCACUUCAUCGACUCCGAACUCGCAUCUCAAAUUCAUCAAUUCCAAAUUCAAGACUUUGCAAAGAAAUACUUCAGAGAGCAUCGCAGCAAGCAAGUUUUCAACCGCAAGCGAAUUGCAGUUGAGCAGCUUGUCUCUUUUACUCCAGAACCACUAGAUGAACCUCUUCUCGAGGCUCUCGAUAAAAACCUUACGAAAACAGCACUUCUUUGCUUCAAGCAUAUCCUCCAGUACACCGGCGUCAUGCCCUCAAAGGCUCCACUUGCCGCUGCCGAGUCAAUUGUCAACCAAUUAUACACUUACCCAGCCCUUCGCGAUGAGGUCUUCUUCCAGCUAAUUAAGCAGACAAGCCACACACCAAACAACACCAUCCUCAGCAAAGGAAUGGAACUUUUCUUAAUUAUCGCUACAAUCUUCCCUUCAACAAGAAAUAGCGAAAACUGGAUCAAGGCCCACCUCGUAGGUAUGUCCCACCACCCAGAUAUCCUCAUCGCCGCUGUCGCUCAGUUCACUUACAUCAGAUUUGCCGCUAGAUGCGCAGUUGGCAUCCCUCGCGAGAGCAACGAAAUCGGCUACGUCAAGAAGAUCCCAAUGCAGGUCUCAAUGGGCUGGCAAACGUUCGGAUCAUCUAUUUACGAAAUGAUGUGGAACCAGCGCACAAAAGAGCCAAAGCUUCCUAUUCCAUUUAUCGAAUACUACAUGGCUGAUUUCCUUCUCAAACGCGGAGCCGCCAAAACUGAAGGUAUCUUCAGAUUGCCAGGCAGUUUGAAGAAAGUCGACGAAAUGGCUCUUGGAACAAACGAUGGCAAGGACAUGAUUUCCAAAGCAGAUCUACACGACAUCGCUUCACUUUUCAAGAAGUGGUUCAGAGAUAUUCCAAAUCCAGUUGUUCCGAUAGAUCGCGUCAACGAUUUGAUGAACGUCUUUGAUGACGGAAAGCAGGAGUACAUACAGUUUUCGGAAUCUCUUCCUCGUCCUCAUAAGAUGGUUCUUAAAUACCUUAUUGGCUUCCUCCAGGAACUCACUCGGUCAGAGGAAUAUACAAAGAUGACAGCGAAGAACCUCGCCAUCGUUUUCGGACCAAAUAUAGUUCAAUCCCACGAUGUCACUUCACAGGACAUGGUUAGGAAGUUUACGGAUGUUGCCAUUGACUUCAUGGUCUUCCUCAUCGAAAACUGGGAUACUUCGGAAAUAUAUCCAAUGAGAAGAGAGUACUUAGCUUGUCCACCACCGGAUAUGCCAUAA
Molecule: messenger RNA, 1731 nt
Organism: Trichomonas vaginalis G3
Lineage: Eukaryota; Parabasalia; Trichomonadida; Trichomonadidae
Product: GTPase activator protein
Exons: 1
Coding region: 1-1731 (576 amino acids)
Biological process (GO): signal transduction
Cellular component (GO): cytoplasm; cytoskeleton
Molecular function (GO): protein binding; GTPase activator activity
Source: RefSeq, a predicted model, not a curated record